CAUGGAGGGCGGAACCCAUGCAGCCCCCAGAGCCUUGCCUUACUACGUGGCCUUCUCUCAGCUGCUGGGUCUGACUGUGGUGGCCAUGACCGGUGCCUGGCUUGGCCUGUACCGAGGCGGCAUUGCCUGGACGAACACCCUGCAGUUCAACGUGCAUCCCCUCUGCAUGGUCAUCGGCCUCAUCUUCCUGCAGGGUGAUGCCCUGCUGGUUUACCGUGUCUUCAGGAACGAAGCCAAACGUACAACCAAAGUUCUGCACGGGCUGCUGCAUGUCUUUGCCUUCAUCAUUGCCUUGGUGGGUUUGGUGGCCAUGUUCAACUAUCACAGGAAGAAGGGCUAUGCUGACCUGUAUAGUCUACACAGCUGGUGUGGGAUCAUCGUCUUCGUCCUUUAUUUUGUGCAGUGGCUCGUGGGCUUUAGCUUCUUCCUGUUCCCUGGAGCUUCAUUUUCUCUGCGGAGCCGCUACCGCCCACAGCACAUCUUCUUUGGAGCCUCCAUCUUCCUUUUUUCUGUGGGCACAGCCCUGCUUGGCCUGAAGGAGGCACUGCUGUUUAAACUUGGGGCCAAGUACAGCACAUUCGAGCCUGAGGGUGUCUUGGCCAACGUGCUGGGCUUGCUGCUGGUCUGCUUUGGUGUGGUUGUGCUCUACAUCUUGACUCGCACUGAAUGGAAGAGGCCGUCCCAGGCUGAAGAACAAGCCCUCUCCAUGGAUUUCAAGACCCUGACGGAGGGAGAGAGUCCCAGCUCCCAGUGA
This is a messenger RNA of Chrysochloris asiatica (Cape golden mole), 754 nucleotides long. RefSeq names its product cytochrome b561-like. NCBI's taxonomy places the organism in Eukaryota, Metazoa, Chordata, Mammalia, Afrosoricida, Chrysochloridae. Gene Ontology annotation, molecular function: oxidoreductase activity. Bases 2 to 754 code for a protein of 250 amino acids. The record is from RefSeq and is a predicted model, not a curated record. The transcript is spliced from 5 exons. Gene Ontology annotation, cellular component: lysosomal membrane.